Paramuricea clavata is the source of this 666-nucleotide messenger RNA. NCBI's taxonomy places the organism in Eukaryota, Metazoa, Cnidaria, Anthozoa, Malacalcyonacea, Plexauridae. The record is from the annotation of a GenBank genome assembly.
AUGAACACGGACGCCAACAAAGAACUGCUAAGACAGUAUGUUCAACGGGUCAGUCAGUACAUGAGAAAUGGAAAGACCAUUAUUUGCAUGGAUGAGACAAACCUUAACCUGUUUUGCCGUAGGAGUCAAGGGAGAGCACGUGUUGGUGAGCGAGCAGUUAUGACGCUCCCGACAUCAAAGGGACCAAACAUUCAUAUUAUCUGUGCAUUGUCAGCCUAUCAGAUGAUAUACAUGACCAGACGUCGUGGAGCGUUUAAAUCCGAUACUGCCAAGGCUUGGUUGCUAGAAAUGUUGGAAAAUCUCCCUCUUGGAAUUACAGUCGACUCAGUUGUCGUGGUUUGUGACAAUGCUCCUUGUCAUAGUCAGUUUGAAGAAUGUGUGAUUGAGCAGCCGGGCUUAACUAUCUGUCGUCUGGGGCCGUAUUCCCCAAUGUUGAAUCCUGUCGAGACUGUAUGGAGUAAAAUGAAAGCAGUGGUGAAACAGCGAAUGCGUGUUCCUCAAGUUCAGCGUCCAGGAGUGGGUGAGCAACGCCUUCAAUAUGUGGAAGCGUUAAUUGACGCAGCGAUGGAUCAGAUUACCGUACAGAAUAUCGCGAAUUCAUGCCAGCAUUCUCAAGGUUUUUUCCAGCGUGCGCUUAACCUGGAAGACAUGAAUGUGGGAGCAUAA